Messenger RNA from Encephalitozoon romaleae SJ-2008, 1275 nucleotides. RefSeq names its product ATP-dependent RNA helicase. The record is from RefSeq and is a predicted model, not a curated record. Lineage: Eukaryota; Fungi; Microsporidia; Unikaryonidae. Gene Ontology annotation, biological process: cytoplasmic translational initiation. Gene Ontology annotation, molecular function: ATP binding; translation initiation factor activity; RNA helicase activity. Gene Ontology annotation, cellular component: cytoplasmic stress granule. The transcript has a single exon. The coding region runs from base 1 to 1275 and encodes 424 amino acids.
AUGGAAGAGAAAUCCCUAAUUCAAGAUGAUAAGGAGGUUGCAAGAGAACUAUUUACAAUGAUCAAGAGAGACACCACUGCUAUAGAGACGGGGCUUGAUGAAAAUAUUAGUGGGGUAGGAACGGAUAGAGGAAAGCUCUUAGUUGCAGAGCAGUUCUCAGAUAUGGGGUUAUCAGAUGAGCUUUUAAAGGCUAUAUAUAACAAAGGAUUCGAAAAGCCUAGCUUAAUUCAAAAAUCAGCAAUACCUCAUAUUCUUAGAGGACAUAACGUUGUAGUUCAAAGCAAAAGCGGGACCGGAAAGACGAUAGCUUACACUUGUGGGAUCCUUGGAAACACAAGGGCUGGGGAAGGAACCCAAGCAUUAGUAGUUACACCCACCAGAGAGCUAAGCACACAGGUUACCGAGGUUAUUUCGGGUCUAGCCAAAUCCCUUGGAAUGAAAGUUUUUUCAGCAUUGAAAAACAAAGCUACGGACUCUGUUAUGGGAGAGAUUGUUGUUGGAAGCCCUGGAACUAUUCUGAAGCUCAUUGAUCUUGGAAAACUGAAUCAUAAAGAGAUUAGGACUAUAGUCCUUGAUGAGGCAGAUAUUCUUCUUGAUAAAGACAUGAUGGGAACACAGACCUUCAGGAUACUCAAGCUUGUUUCUGGGGCACAGAUUGUUUUCUUUUCCGCAACAUACUCUGAACAAGUUAAGCAAACAAUUGAAUUUUAUGCGCCUGAUGCAAUCAAAAUGUAUGAGGAGCGUAACGGAAAGCCAGACGAAAUUAAGUUAUUCUACAUAGAAUUAGAAGGGGACAACAAAAGAAAGGCAUUGAAGUCUCUUUAUGAAUAUCUUUCAAUUAGUCAAAUGAUCAUAUUUGUAAGUUCAAAGGCAACAGUCAAUUACUUGAGGAAAAAAUUAGAAGAUGACUUGCAUUCUGUGUCAUGCUUGCAUGGCGACUUAGAGAUUGAGGAAAGAGAGAGAGCUGUUGAAGAGUUUAGAUCUUCGAAAUCCAAGAUCCUUCUUACAACAGAUGUCUUCUCAAGAGGGAUGGACAUUCCACAAGUCAAUCUAAUUGUUAACUAUGACCUUCCAAUAUACAAAGGAAUUGCAUCGACACAAACCUAUAUCCAUAGGAUAGGAAGGUCCGGAAGGUUUGGAAGGACAGGGUUUGUAGUGGAUUUUGUUCGGGAUGAAGAACUAGAAGGAUAUCUAAAAUUCCAAAAAGAAUUAAAAUUUGCAUCGAAGAAAUUUACAAUUAGGGCGCUUGAAGAGAUUGCAGCAGAGCUUGGGUAG